Messenger RNA from Tachysurus vachellii, 5397 nucleotides. RefSeq names its product tight junction protein 1a (gene tjp1a). The transcript has 30 exons. Gene Ontology annotation, cellular component: plasma membrane; bicellular tight junction. Gene Ontology annotation, molecular function: cell adhesion molecule binding. NCBI's taxonomy places the organism in Eukaryota, Metazoa, Chordata, Actinopteri, Siluriformes, Bagridae. The record is from RefSeq and is a predicted model, not a curated record. Gene Ontology annotation, biological process: cell-cell junction organization; protein localization to cell-cell junction; positive regulation of blood-brain barrier permeability. Bases 331 to 5274 code for a protein of 1647 amino acids.
UAAGCAUAAAGCAUAAAGUUUUUGGAUUUUUUUUUUUGAUGCAAGACAAAACCAACAAAUCACUAAAUAACCAACAAACCGCUCGGUUCCUGCUCACCGACUGUCCUGAGCUCUAAUGAGAUUAACCCGGAGUGUAGUAUCGCCGUGCUUUGGCUCAGUUUGUUGUUGUCUGUCACCCGUUAAUGGCGCUCCGAAAGUAACGGAGGCGCGCGCGCUGAACCUACAGAGCUCGUGCGUGCUCACCUGUGUCCGGGGUUUAACCCGGAAUUCUGGGGUGUUUUAAAGCGCGCGCGCGCUGCUUUGUUCGAGUGGACUGUAGCCUUCUGUAACAUGAAGUAUCAGAAAUACAUCACGGUGAUGCAGAUGGCUAUGGGAGUGACCGCGUCCAACAAAGACGACUGUAUCCCCCCGAAAAGACAGCUGUGGGUGCCACCCAGCUCAGACGCCGCCACCUCGUCCGGCGCGGUGCCCCCCGGGGCGGCGGCGAGCCAGGGGAAGCCGUCACUGCGCAGAAUCAAGGGUCGAGUUCAUCGCAGCAAGAGCCUGGACAGUAUCGACCUGCUGGACGGCAACAGUGCAGCGAUGGAGGAAACCGUUAUAUGGGAGCAGCACACGGUGACUCUUCACAGGGCUCCAGGAUUUGGAUUUGGUAUUGCCAUCUCAGGAGGACGAGAUAACCCUCAUUUCCAGAGCGGAGAGACUUCCAUAGUCAUCUCUGACGUCCUGAAAGGAGGACCGGCUGAGGGGCUUCUACACGAGAAUGACCGAGUGGUGAUGGUGAACGCGGUCUCCAUGGAUAACGUGGAACACGCCUACGCCGUCCAGCAGCUCAGGAAGAGCGGCAAAAAUGCCAAAAUUACCAUUCGGCGUAAACGCAAAGUCCAGAUCCCGGCGGCUCGAGCGGGCGACAGGGAAACGAUGUCUGAACGUGAGGAGGAUACGGAGGACGAGGAAACACCCGGGCCGGGAGUCAAAGCCGGCACAGGGACCAACAGACGCAGUGAGCGGAGUGCCAGUCUGGGGCGGAGGGAACAGAGUGCGUCUCCACGGUCAGACAGACGCUCGGUCACCUCCGCCGGACCGCAACGACCCUCCAACGUCACACUGGUCAAAUCACGCAAGAACGAAGAAUACGGGCUCAGACUGGCUAGCCACAUUUUCGUGAAGGACAUCACACCUGAAAGUCUAGCGGCCCGAGACGGAAACAUACAGGAGGGAGACGUCGUGCUGAAGAUAAACGGCACCGUGACUGAGAACUUGUCCCUGACAGACGCUAAGAAACUGAUUGAGCGCUCGAAAGGCAAGCUGAAGAUGGUAGUGCAGCGAGACGAGAGAGCCACACUCCUCAACGUUCCCGACGUGGAUGACAGCAUUCCUUCUGGCAACUCCGAACGUGAUGAUAUUUCCGAAAUCCAUUCCCUCACCUCCGAUCAUUCCCAUGAGCAGCUGCGUGCUGCUCACUCGCGUUCUCCAGACAAGCGCUCCGAUCCUUCUGACAUCUCCGGCCAGUCGCCUCAACAGAUCAGCAACGGAAGCCACAGGAGUCGGGAUGAGGAGCGCAUCUCGAAGCCGCCGAUUGUGUCAACACCAGUGAAGAUGGUGGAAGAUGCUCUGCUUGUCCCCAGCAGCGAGGAGACAGACACACAGAUUCCUCCACUGCCAGAGCCGAAGCCAGUGUACGCUCAGCCAGGACAGCCGGAUGUAGAUCUGCCCGUCAGUCCCUCCGAUGCCCCCGUACCCAACGCCGCACAUGACGACAGCAUCCUGCGCCCCAGUAUGAAGCUGGUGAAGUUUAAGAAAGGAGAGAGCGUGGGUCUGAGGCUCGCAGGAGGUAACGACGUGGGGAUCUUCGUGGCUGGAGUUUUGGAGGACAGUCCUGCAGCUAAAGAGGGUCUGGAGGAGGGAGAUCAGAUACUCAGGGUAAACAAUGUUGACUUUGCGAACAUCAUCCGUGAGGAAGCAGUGCUGUUUCUGCUUGAUCUGCCUCGAGGAGAAGAGGUCACCAUUCUGGCCCAGAGGAAGAAGGACGUGUAUCGGCGGAUCGUGGAGUCCGACGUGGGCGACUCCUUCUACAUCCGCACCCACUUCGAGUACGAGAAGGAGUCUCCGUAUGGCCUGAGCUUCAACAAGGGCGAGGUUUUCCGGGUGGUGGACACGCUGUACAACGGCAAGCUGGGCUCCUGGCUCGCGAUCCGCAUCGGCAAGAACCACCAGGAGGUGGAGAGGGGCAUCAUCCCCAACAAGAACAGGGCCGAGCAGUUGUCCAGCGUCCAGUACACUCUACCCAAAACCCCUGGCGGUGACCGCGCCGAUUUCUGGAGGUUCCGCGGACUUCGCAGCUCCAAGAGGAACCUGAGGAAGAGCCGGGAAGACCUUUCCGCUCAGCCGGUGCAGACCAAAUUCCCUGCGUACGAAAGGGUCGUCCUUAGGGAAGCCGGGUUCCUGAGACCUAUAGUGAUCUUCGGGCCCAUUGCUGAUGUUGCUCGAGAGAAACUGGCCAGAGAAGUGCCUGAUCUGUUUGAACUUGCCAAAACACAGCGCCCUGCAGACAGGGAAAAAAGCGAGCCCCGAGACGCAGGGACGGAUCAGCGCAGCUCCGGAAUCAUCCGACUUCACACCAUCAAGCAGAUCAUCGACAAGGAUAAACAUGCCGUGUUGGACAUCACCCCCAACGCGGUGGACAGGUUGAACUACGCUCAGUGGUACCCCAUUGUGGUGUUCCUGAACCCCGACAGUAAGCAGGGGGUGAAGAACAUGAGGACGAGGCUGUGUCCCGAGUCGAGGAAGAGCGCCAGGAAGCUGUACGAACGCGCCCUCAAACUGAGAAAGAACAACCACCACCUCUUCACCACCACCAUAAAUAUGAACAACAUGAAUGAUGGCUGGUACGGGGCUCUAAAGGACACGGUCCAGCAGCAGCAGAAUCAGCUGGUCUGGGUGUCUGAGGGCAAGGCGGACGGCGCGUCUGAAGACGAUCUGGACCUUCACGAUGACCGUCUGUCGUACCUGUCGGCUCCUGGCAGCGAGUACAGCAUGUACAGCACGGACAGCCGCCACACGUCCGACUACGAGGACACGGACACCGAGGGCGGAACCUACACCGACCACGAGCUGGACGAGCCGCUGAACGACGAGCCGCUGAUCGACGACGGGGUUCCACGCCACGCUCCGGCCAUCAGCCGUUCCUCCGAGCCCGUCGUGGAACAGCCUCCUCCCAGCUACGACGCACUCACACACAUCGAUCCGGCCGCCUUCAAAAAAACGCCCGUGUCAAAUCAGAAAGCAGAGCCCGCUCUUCCCGAGCCAGCGCCCCCUGCUGCACACCUUAAUGUAGCGCAUCUGAGUUCGGUGGAGGGCAGCAUCGGACCGGGGGCGGCCAUCUUGCCCCCGGCUCCUGAGCCCAGCCAAUCAGAGCCCAAGCGGACUUACCAGACGGAGAUCUACAGCGAUAACCUGGCAGCACGGACGAGCCCUGGGUUAAAUCAGCCACCUGUUUACAGCUCCCAGCAGCCCCAGUACCAGGAAGACGCAGCAUACAGAGAUUACGAUCACCAGCCGUACCGUUACGAAGGUCCGCACGCCGACGCCAAGUCUCGUAAUUACGACUCGAAUGCACAAGAGCAGUGGCCUGGAUACGAGCGACAAGGCGACUACAGCCCCGCGAGGCCUCGCUACGGGAAGCCCACGCCAGCGCCUGUCCGUCACGAUGAAGCCCCGCCCACUAUCACACCUGCGCUUUUCGACCAGGAUCCCCUGUCUCCGCCCGCGUCUCGCUCCCCGGAGCCACCCAAACAGUAUUACGAGGCCGCGCCUCCUCCGAGGCCCACCCAGCCUAGAGGAUACGUCAGCUCAGACACCCCGCCUUCUCCCAAAGUCGAGACCCUCCCGACAGAGGCGGAGACUCUAAACAAGCCCCUCCCACCUCCAGCGGCAGAAGCAGGGGGCGACCCAGCGAUGAAGCCACAGUCUGUUCUGACUCGGGUGAAGAUGUUCGAGAACAAGCGCUCGGUGUCGGUAGACCGCGCCAAAGAGAACAGCGACACCACGUUAAAGUCAGUGGACAUGGUCCCUAAACCAGGAGCUGCCUCUGUGCCCAAAGCGAACUCUCUGAACAGCCUCGAUCAAGAGAAGACUUUCAGAGCCCCCGAGCCCCAGCAGCCUCAGUCGAGACCCAGCGACAUCGUUCGUGCGAAUCAUUACGACCCUGAUGAGGAUGAGGAGUAUUACAGGAAACAGCUGUCGUACUUUGAUCGUCGUGGUUUUGACACCAAGCCUCCUGCACAAACACAACCACAGGCUGGGAGUAAAGGAGCACAACCACAGAGCCAGCCAGGGAACAGCUACCCCAGGACUGAGCCAUUGGAGAAGGUCAGUCCUGUUCCCCAGGUAACCCCAGUUGCUCCGCCCCCUACUCUACCCAAACCUGCUGCUCCCACUCCUCCUCCAGAACCACUCAGCUCUCCCAAGGUCAAACCCCUGGGCCGUGAGGACACGGUGCAAAACUCCUUCCUGCCCCAGAAGAGUUUCCCUGAGAAAUGUCCUGUGAACGGUACGGGCGCUCCUCCGCUCUCCUCCAGCUACACCCGCUACAACAUCCCCAAACCGUACACGGCAUCGGCUCGGCCCUUCGAGCGCAAAUUCGACAGCCCUAAGUUUAACCACAACCUCCUGCCCAACAACACCACGGUCAAAGUGGCGUCCAGCAGCCCAGUGAAAGUGCAGCCUGCGGAUCAGGACAGCGGGAUGGACGCGCUCACCCGAGCGCCUAAAUACCAGAACAACAACAUCAACGCUGUGCCCAAGGCCGUCCCUGUCAGCCCCAGCGCUCUGGAGGAUGAUGACGAUGAAGAUAUGCACACGGUCGUCGCCACGGCGCGAGGCAUCUUCAACUCAAACGGUGGCGUUUUGAGCUCCAUAGAGACGGGCGUGAGCAUCAUCAUACCCCAGGGGGCAAUUCCUGAGGGUGUUGAGCAGGAGAUCUAUUUCAAAGUGUGUCGGGACAACAGCAUCCUGCCACCACUCGACAAGGAGAAAGGUGAAACCCUGCUCAGCCCCCUGGUGAUGUGCGGUCCACACGGUCUGAAGUUCCAGAAGCCGGUGGAGCUUCGUCUUCCUCACUGUGCGUCUAUGACUCCUGAUGGUUGGUCUUUUGCUCUAAAAUCCUCCGACUCCUCGUCGGGUGAUCCCAAGAACUGGCAGAAUAAAUCUCUUCCUGGAGAUCCAAACUACAUGGUUGGAGCAAACUGUGUGUCUGUGCUCAUUGACCACUUCUGAGGACACACACACACACACACACACACACACACACACACACACUGCCAUUAGCGAACUGAGCUUUUCAACAUUUCAAAAAUCAAAAUAUGAAGGAUGUCUGUGUUUUUUUUUUUUUUUUUUUUU